This is a messenger RNA of Quercus lobata, 1713 nucleotides long. RefSeq lists its product as uncharacterized. Lineage: Eukaryota; Viridiplantae; Streptophyta; Magnoliopsida; Fagales; Fagaceae. The transcript has 2 exons. The record is from RefSeq and is a predicted model, not a curated record. Bases 1146 to 1613 code for a protein of 155 amino acids.
AAUUUUAGUUCUUAAUUGAAGAUUCAAGUUCAUCAAUGAGUGCAUAUAUAUUGUUUGUGAAAAUGUCUGAAUGAGUUUUUAUUUUUAUGUAUUUUUGUUCUUUGUUCAUGAUUUUUCUAAGGCUUGCAUGAUAAUUCCUUUUGCUUUUGCAGUUAGGAAAAGACUGUGGAGUAAGGGGAAUUGGAGAAAGAAACUAUUUUGGCUCUUUUUUCGUUGGAUCUCAAGAGAGAGACUGAAAACAAGAAGAUUCAAUGACAUAUUUUAAAAAGUUUAAAUAUGAUAAGUAUCUUGCUAAUUGUCUUAAAUGAUGGUGUUCGGAGACUUUUCUUGUUGUGAUAGUUUGGUUGAGAUCCACCCAUCUAUUGAUUUUAGUAAAUUUCAUGGCACUGAGACUCGAAGAAAUGUAGUUGUUGAGGGUUAAUUCGGCUAAGCCCAUACAUAGCAUCAGAUUCAAGUAUCGGAACAACCCAAACCUAAGAGAGAGGCCUAAAGUGAUUUUUCUUGCAUUCGCCUACUCACAUAUUCACAGUUCCAGCUGCAGAUGUGUGUCCCACUUGCACACAAAUUCAAGCAAGACCCCAGUUCCAAUCCUUAUCAAUACAAGCGUCUUCCUCAAGCAAAGCAAUCAAGGAAAGUUCAGAACUCACUUUGGCCAUGGUUCAGCGGCCUUGACAAAGAUUUAUGAAAGGACAGGUCCUACGGUCCUGUAUCGUGGUCACCAUCAACUCCGGGGAGCAGGGUCAAACAGUCCAGCACCUCGGAGACACAGCAAGAUGCAAAAAACGAGAUCACAUAUUGAAAGUUUGUUUGGGGUGAGGAAUUCCAGUUGCAGGAGGAAGAGGAAAAGGCGAGGUAAGGACUUUCCUCUUCUCAGAGGAUAAUAGACAGUGCCCAAAUAAGCUAGAGAAACCAAGAGAUAAAAGUGGGGACUUACAAAAACUCAAAGUCUAAAUUCUCACCCUACAUAAGGGUAAAGAAACUCACUUGUAGGGGCAUGAAAGAAAAGAGAAAUCACAAUCAUUGAGAGAAUACAAAAAAGCUUUGAAUUUUGUUUCUCUUUUGCUCUUUUUUCUUCUUCCUUAAUUCUCUACUCUCUGCAUCUUGGAUCAAAUAGUCCUAAUACCUCUUCAUCACCGUGUCCAACAAUGCCUCCAAAGUCAAAGAGCAUCAAGAGAGAGAGCAAAGAUGCCUCCUCCCACGCACCAAUACCAGAUGUUGCUACCCUCUAUGAGAUGUUGCAGACCAAGCAGCGAGAACAGAUCAAGCUUACACGUGGUAUACCAGACUCCCACCAGGUUAUCAGGACUUGGGAUGAGAUGGUAGACGGUUUCUGCAGUAAGUACUUCCAGGAAGACGAGAGGAUGACAUUUGUCAGUCUUUGUAAUAACACCAAGCAAAAUGUGAAUGAAGGUGUGCUGGAAUUCAUCCGAAGAUUCAUGGACACAGCCUUGGAUUGUUAUGACGACAAUGAGGAACAUGAGCUUGUUGAGGUGUGCAUCAACAAUACGCUCUGGGAAUACAGGUUGCAGCUCGAGAUCCUAAAUAUUGUGCAAUUUGUCGAUCUGUUACAGAAGGCUCGAAGGACAACCCUCACAGUAUCAGAGAGGAGAUAAAAGAGUCCGAGUGUUUGUACGCGUGAUUUGUAGCUGGAUUUGGGCUUUAAGACCGGAUUUAAAAUUUUCUAUUUAUAAACCCCGAGUUAUGCGAAAAUUC